Candidula unifasciata is the source of this 240-nucleotide messenger RNA. The record is from the annotation of a GenBank genome assembly. NCBI's taxonomy places the organism in Eukaryota, Metazoa, Mollusca, Gastropoda, Stylommatophora, Geomitridae.
AUGGCGCAGAGUGGCGCAACUUUCAAAAACAAAACUGUCAGUGAGACUUUAGAGCAGCAUUUUCAGGAUAAAAAAGUCACAGUGAAAGGAACUGCUCUUGAACUUGUAGCAGAGCUGUUAAGAAUUUUCACUAAAGAAGCUUUAUCUAGAGCGGCUCUACAAGCAAAGGCUGAAGGUGACGCAAGUGUUAUGACCGAGCAUUUGGAAAAAAUUCUAGUGCAGCUGUUGCUUGAUAUGUAG